Phlebotomus papatasi is the source of this 1656-nucleotide messenger RNA. RefSeq lists its product as uncharacterized. The record is from RefSeq and is a predicted model, not a curated record. NCBI's taxonomy places the organism in Eukaryota, Metazoa, Arthropoda, Insecta, Diptera, Psychodidae. The coding region runs from base 1 to 1656 and encodes 551 amino acids. The transcript has a single exon.
AUGUCUUGCCAGAUUGUGUCUUCAGUACUUGAGCAGAAGAUUCCAAAUUGGGAAAUAUAUGAAGCCCAACUCAAAAUUCCAUCGGGCUAUAAGUUAGCUGACCCAACCUGGUUUGUCUCUCAGCCCAUUGAUUUGCUUAUCAGCAAUGAAUUCUAUAAUGACCUAAUUUCUGGUGCAGUUAUCAAUCUAGGCACUGGGCUGCCAGUUCUGAAGGAGUCCUGCCUAGGCUGGGUAAUUUCUGGUCCAUAUCAACCAGAACCAAAUCCCAUAACAUGUUCAGUUGUUGCUACAACACUUGCUUCCAUUGAUGUUACAUUGAAAAAAUUCUGGGCUUCGGAAGAAAUCGAGCCACCUCGCCAUUCCAAUUCUGACCAUUUAAAGGUGGAAGAGAUUUUCCGAGAAACCACAAUUCGCGACGCCACUGGUCGUUAUGUUACACAUAUCCCAUUUAAGCCCAAUCUCACUCGACUUGGCACUAAUUUGCCAAAUGUCACAAAGCAAUUUUUGCCGUUGGAAGCUAAGCUCCAGAGGAACCCCACUCUCAAAGCCAAUCACGACAAAGCGAUGUCGGAGAAUUUUACUCUUCAAUUUUUCGAAAAGGUUCCAGACGAAGAAUUGAAUCGACCCUCUUACUAUUUACCCCACCAUGCCGUGGUAAAGACCACUGAAAAUUCCACCAAAACAAGAGUUGUCAUGAAUGCCAGUUCAAGAAGCCAAACAGGGCUCAGUCUUAAUGAUGUUGCCAUGAUGGGCCCCAUAGUCCAACUUGAUAUUGUCGAAAUCCUUCUACGAUUUCGAAUGAAUGAGUUCGCCUUUACAUGUGACAUUGAAAAGAUGUAUCCUCAAAUUCUUAUCCAUCCCCCUCACCGUGAUUAUCACAGAAUUUUGUGGAAAUUUCAUCCAGAUCAUCCCAUAACACAUUAUCGUGCCAGAGGAGUUUGUUUUGGUGUUACAUCAUCCCCAUUUUUAGCCACUAGGGUCUUGAAUGAUCUAUCUGAGCAAGGAAAAUUCACUCAUCCAUUGGCCAGUCAUCUGCUCACGCACAAUUUUUAUGUGGAUGAUUGUUUGGUAUCUGUGUCAUCAGUCGAACACGCCCGCCAGUCGAUUGAAGAACUACAAGAUCUUUUAUCAAGUACUGGUAUGAAAUUGGCCAAAUGGAAUGCUAAUGAUCCUAGUAUUGUAGCCCCAUCAUCUUUCAGUUCUGACCAAAGUUCAGCUCACACAAACUCAUCAGCUCUUGGCAUGACGUGGCACUCAACUACUGACCGCUUUCAUUAUAAACUAUCACUCGACUUUACCUUAGCUCGCACAAAAAGGGACAUUCUUGCUUGUGUUGCGUCGCUGUAUGACCCAUUAGGUUUAAUAGGUCCUACUGUUUUACGCGGAAAAUUAAUCCUCCAAGUAAUGUGGAAACAUGAGUUAGGAUGGGAUCAACCCAUCCCUAAUCACAUCCUUGUGGAAUGGAUGCGUUCCUCCAAAGCUCUGCCCCCUAUUAAAGCCCUGACCAUUCCACGCUGGAUAUCCAAUAUGUCUGGGUCGAUACUAAGGGAAGUCCACAUAUUCACAGAUGCCAGUUCAUAUGCAUACGGUGCUGUAGCAUAUGCUGUCACUGAAAACCUUCAAGGUCACUUAAUGGUGAUAAAUUAUUAUGGCUAA